GGCGUUGGACGAGGGGCGUGGCCACGGCGGCGCACCCGCCUUCCCUCCUCCUCCUGCUGCUGCUGAUUGAAGGAGCGGAGCGGCUCGUUGUGCGGUCGGAGGGACACUUCUUCUUCUUCUUCUUCUUCUUCCUCCUCCUCCUCCCCUUCCCUCUCCGCUGCCUUCAUCCUUCUCCUCCUCGCUUUCUUCCACCGGAGCCGUCGCCAGGUUUCUUUUCUAAUUAAAAUGUCUAAUGGUUAUGAAGAUCACAUGGCUGAAGACUGCAGGGACGACAUUGGUCGGACAAACUUAAUUGUGAACUACCUUCCUCAGAACAUGACUCAGGAUGAGUUACGAAGCCUGUUCUGCAGCAUCGGGGAAGUUGAAUCUGCCAAGCUUAUUCGAGACAAAGUUGCAGGACACAGCUUGGGUUAUGGGUUUGUGAACUAUGUGACAGCGAAAGAUGCCGAAAGAGCAAUAAACACGCUGAAUGGCCUGAGACUUCAGUCCAAAACAAUCAAGGUGUCAUAUGCCCGCCCAAGCUCUGAGGUGAUCAAAGACGCAAACUUGUACAUUAGUGGGCUGCCACGGACGAUGACGCAGAAAGAUGUUGAGGACAUGUUUUCACGGUUUGGACGCAUUAUCAACUCGCGCGUACUGGUUGACCAGACUACAGGUUUGUCCAGAGGGGUUGCGUUUAUCCGGUUUGACAAGCGGUCAGAAGCUGAAGAGGCCAUUUCAAACUUCAACGGCCACAAGCCCCCCGGCUCCUCUGAACCCAUCACUGUGAAGUUUGCCGCCAACCCCAAUCAGAACAAAAACGUGGCUCUGCUGUCGCAGCUGUACCACUCACCAGCAAGGCGGUUUGGGGGGCCCGUCCACCACCAGGCUCAGAGAUUCAGGUUCUCUCCUAUGGGUGUAGAUCACAUGAGUGGGCUUUCUGGUGUAAAUGUCCCAGGAAACUCCUCUUCAGGAUGGUGUAUCUUCAUCUACAACCUCGGCCAAGAUGCCGAUGAGGGAAUCCUCUGGCAGAUGUUUGGCCCCUUUGGCGCGGUGACUAAUGUGAAAGUCAUCCGCGACUUCAACACCAACAAGUGUAAAGGUUUUGGCUUUGUGACAAUGACAAACUAUGAAGAAGCUGCCAUGGCCAUAGCGAGUCUUAACGGUUACCGGCUGGGGGACAAAAUCUUACAGGUUUCCUUCAAAACCAACAAGUCCCACAAAUAACUUCGCUCGUGGCUUUUUUUUUUUGUAUGGAAUAGAUAAUUGAGUGAUGGAAAAGUUUGAAAUCUUUUUUGUUUUUGUUAGUGUACAACUCUUUUUUGUUUUUUGCGCCAAUUUUCACAAAAGUUGUUUGUCUUUAGUCUAAAUAAGAAGUGGAAAAGGGUUUUAUAUUCUGGGAUGCCACCAACAUGUUCAAAUGUUUGGUUUUUUUUUUAAGGCCUGCAAUGUUCUAUCACUUUUUAAUUUCCUUUUUAAAUGGUUCUGUUCACGAUCUGUCCUCGGACCCAAACAUCUAAAUUGAUAGUACCAAGUAGACUCCGGGCUAGCAGUGAAAAUUGUGGGGCACCCUAUCCCUUAAAAGAUUGGCUGUUGAUUUCACUGACUGGAGUCUGCCAAGAUGGGGGCUUUUCAACCAAGCUUUAGUAUAAUGUUGCCCCUGGCAGCCUCGGGCAAAGCAUCGAAGCAGAAGUAGUAGGAAAUUUUGUUUUACCAAGUAACUCACUAGUUAACAGUCUGUAGAAGAAAAGCCCAAGUGAAGAGAAUCUGGUGAAUGAAGACAUGCCAGCAUUUUGUAAUGCCAUUAACCAAGCUAGUUGGCCUAUAGGCGAAAUAUCAAACUGGAAAAGCUUUUUAGCCCACCCCCCACCCUUUAAAAGCCCAGUUACUGAUAAGAAUGGACCAAAGAGUUUCAGAGAAACUCUGGGAAAGUUUCACAGUACAGAUGAAACUCCCAACCCAGCGUUGCCACUUCUUCGGAGUUCUUCUCUCCAGAUAACAUAUCCCAGCAUGUUACUUUCUGGUCAAAUAAACGUCGCAAGAGUUAACAUUUACUUUCUUUCAAAGAUAAUUUUUUUGUUUGAAUUCUUGCGUUCUUAGGGGGUUUUUUAACAUAAAGCUGUUACGAACAUUUGAGCAUUGUAAUUUUUCGCAUCUCUUCUAAUAAGUACUAGAUGAUUUUGCCCCCUAUUUUAAUAGGGGCUUGUUCUGGCAAAUAGCUUUACACAUUUGAACACUCAGCCGAAAAGUACAUUAAAACUUGCAAGUUAGAGACUUAAGAGAGAAAAGAAAUGAUUUUUUUUGGUAGACUGAAGAUUUUAAAUAAUCCCCUAAGUUUUCCGCAGGCUGCCUUGAAACUUUGAGUUCUCUUUUCUGUUAAUUUUCUUUUGCUUUUUUGUGUUUUUACUUUUGCAUUUAAGACCAAUUAAAUUUGAUUUGGUUUUGCUCAA
Molecule: messenger RNA, 2429 nt
Organism: Rhineura floridana
Lineage: Eukaryota; Metazoa; Chordata; Lepidosauria; Squamata; Rhineuridae
Gene: ELAVL1
Product: ELAV like RNA binding protein 1
Exons: 6
Coding region: 226-1206 (326 amino acids)
Cellular component (GO): ribonucleoprotein complex
Molecular function (GO): RNA binding
Source: RefSeq, a predicted model, not a curated record